Cuscuta europaea is the source of this 2801-nucleotide messenger RNA. The record is from the annotation of a GenBank genome assembly. Lineage: Eukaryota; Viridiplantae; Streptophyta; Magnoliopsida; Solanales; Convolvulaceae.
GGGUUAUUUUUACAAAAAAAUAAAGGUAAGGUUUACAUAAAAAAACUUUGCUGAGUGAAUAUAUUGAUAGUGCUAAAUUACAGAAAAGACUAAAUCGAUUGAGUGAAUAUGUAUAAACUAAUGAGAAAUUUGAUUUAUUGACAAAUGUAGGUUGCACCUACCCUCAUAAGCCUCACUACAAGACGUUCUAUAUGAGUUAAUAAUUAAGAAUAUCACCACAUGAUAGCUAAUCUAUAUUGUACUCUUCGAAGAUCUGCACUUCAUAUACGAGAGGCGUACAACGUACAUAAUUGAUGAGUAAAUCGAGCUCAACAAAUGAUUGUUGUUUGACAAAUUUGUUCGCAGCAAUUGUGAAAGAAUUGUUGUCUCCUCGGUCCAAAAGGUUGAAUGCCCAACCCCAAAGCCUCUCCACCCCGACCCGACAAGAUAGUGGGAGAUUAAUCACGGUGACUCAGACAGCAAAGCGCCGGUAUGCCUUAUACACGUGCGCACCAGAAGUCCAACCUUAUUUCAGGUUCUGUAACCUCCACACGACAUUAUGGAGUAAUAAAUUUAAAGAGAAGGGGUAUAUUAUGUACUAGCAUCCUUUCAAAAAAAAAAUAUGUAAUACGUAGCAGCAUUUUGCACCCCUAUCAUCACCUCCUGGCUCCGCCUCUGGUGAGAAAUAAGAAAACUAAAAAUCUAAGAGUUAUUUUAGACAUUUUUAAGAAAAAUCCCCUAUAUUUACGCAUUCAAAACCGUAAUUUUAGUCAAAAUUAUUAUUGCAUACUCUCAAACAUGAAAUCAAUCACUUUGUAUUCAUAAAUUUAUAAGUUUCAGAAUGAUUAUUACCUCAAAACUAGAGUGCAAAGUCAAAUCCAUUAAAUAAUAAUCUAUGGUUUACACAAUAAAUGUUAUUUUUCAUAAUCCAACACAUCUAUAUCAUAAUUGUAUCUAUAGAUCUAUUUAAAAGAGUAACAUGUUUUUAGGUAAUAUUUCAUUACCGUGAUCAUAGGCUAAAAGAUGACCGCCCACGCAGUAACUCUCCAAAACUUAUGUAUACGGCAGGUAACAUGUGUGCCUGUCCACGUGGAUCAAUCCCGGAUGACAAAACGAAAAACAAAGACUCCGUCAAACCUAAUAGUCUACAACAAACCCUCUCCUGUGUAUACGCAACCGACGACCACAUCCCGUUUCAACUCCGACAACCUCCGGUCCUAAUUUUCUGUUUCUGGGCAAAGAAAGAAGCAGAGAAAUCCUACCCAGAAAUAGAAAAUUUUGGGUUCCAAUGCUCCGAUCAUAAGCAUGCAGCAUUAAGCAAUGAAGCAUCUAGUGGUGAGAAGUAAGGAGAAGAAGGCAGCUUAAACUAUGUGCAAGUCAAAGAAAUUACUAACCGGAGCAAUAAUCAACCCUUCGCCCAAGCAGAAGUACCCUUCGAUGGCUCGAUCGCCGGCGUCUCCCGCCGGCAAACCGCCGCCGGCUGACCCUUCGUUAUCCACGAGUGGCCAACUCAUGAGCUCCUCGGCUUCAACUUCCAGCUUUUAUAUCGGUAAUUACAAGGAAUCGCAGUCGUGGAAGUCUUCGAAAUCAAGCGGCGCGAGUUCCCUCGCAAGUCUCCGGGAGGCUCUGCCGGAGCAGCCGCGAAUCUAUGACUUCUCCGAAAUCCGAUCCGCCACGAAAAAUUUCACACAGCCGGCUUUGUCCUCUUCCUCCACCUCCACCGCCUGGCGCUGCGGGUUGCGCGGCCAGGACGUCGUUGUUAUCCAGAGGAAGUUCCGACGGUUGAUUGAAACGCCGGAGCUGAUCGAACGGGUGGCGAUGAUAUGCAGAAGUCACCACUCGAGCUUGAUUCCUCUCAAGGGGGUCACAGUUUCCGGGAAUUAUAUUUACCUAGUGUAUGAGUAUGUCCAUGGAGCGAAUCUUCGCGAGGCUCUCAGGAACCCUAGGAACCCUAAUUUCACGAUUCUCUCGAAUUGGACGCUGAGAAUCCAGAUUGCUUCUGAUAUCGCCUCCGGCCUCGAUUACAUCCAUAAUUCUACCGGAAUAGGUUUCGAAUUCAUCCACAAUCACAUCAAGAGCUCAAGCAUUAUCAUCACAGAGCCCGCGCUGAACGCGAGAAUCUGCCAUUUUGGAACGGCGGAGCUUUGCGGGGAGAUCGCGAAAAGGAAAGCGGAAUCCGACGUGGAGAUUGAAUCAAGCAGUAAAGAGAUAAAGUUCGAAGGUACCAGAGGAUACAUGGCGCCGGAAUUUCAGUCGAGCGGGGCCGUGUCGCAGAGAUCCGACGUGUACGCGUUCGGCGUGGUGGUGCUGGAGCUGGUGUCGGGGAAGGAGGCGUUGACCUACAUUGUGGAUGAGGAGACGGGAGGCUACGAGAGGAUUUCUGUGAUCGAGACGGCGAGAACGGCAUUCGGCGGCGGGCGGAUCAGAGGGUGGGUUGACCGGCGGUUGAGGGAUUCUUACCCGGUGGAAGUGGCGGAGAAAUUGGUGCGUUUGGCGCUGGAAUGCCUGGAUGAUAACCCGAAUGUGAGGCCGGAAAUGGGUCAGGUUGCGGUUCGGGUUUCUCAGAUGUAUUUGGACUCUUUGACUUGGGCUACCAAGAUUGGGGGCCCUGCUGACAUCACCGUGUCCCUUGGGCCUCGGUGACAAAUCUCCGUAUAACAUGUAGGCAUCAUUUUGCUUUUAUUAGGUUCUUUUUUUCUUACCUAGCAUAAAGCAUGUAAAUCUCAAAUGGCUCCUUAAGAGGCCGUUUGGCCACCCUCAUUUUCGGCUUAUCAGGCUUAUCAGCCAACUUUUUUACCAAACACGUAAAUUUUGCUUUCGCG